AUGAAGGAUAAAAACCUAAAUUCUCCUCCUUCCAAUAACGCUCCUACAGAAAAAAAAGUUAGGUGCGAGAGAGGAUCCUCUCAGUGUUUAAGGUGCAAGAAUGAUAAAGUGGAAUGCCACUUUGUAAAGGCCACUAAGAAGAGAGGGCCACUUAAGAAAAGCUUAUGCAACAAUAACGACAAACUACCUGAAAAUCAUUUGUCUAAUAAUCGAUUUUCCGACUUUAUGAAAAGUAUAAAGGAUACGGAAAAAGUUUCCAAUACUACAAAGGAUCUCCAGCCAAGAGAAGAAAAUCGAAAGUUCGAUGCUAGCCCUAAAGAAGAAGAUAAAGGAGGUAGAACAAAAAAUCCUUGUUCGAAUGGAACGGAGAAUCAAAUUUUCGAUAUGAAAAAUAGUAGCUGUUCUCAAGGAACAGAGUAUCAAUAUACAAGCCUAGAAAUUUUUGACAUUAAUGAAAAUCUAAUUUUUGACAUUAAUGCUUUUGAUAAUAAUUUAUCUGAAAUUUCAGAAUUUAAUUCAAAUCAUUUAGUAGAAAAGAAAGAUCAAUUUUAUGACCAUUUUACGACUGAUGACAGUUCUCAUGAUUCGAUUAAUGAAGUUUACUCCAAGAUGGUUUUUUAA
This is a messenger RNA of Acaulospora morrowiae, 621 nucleotides long. The record is from the annotation of a GenBank genome assembly. Lineage: Eukaryota; Fungi; Glomeromycota; Glomeromycetes; Diversisporales; Acaulosporaceae.